AUGGCACCUGACUCCUCCGCUGUUUGGUAUCCCCCUUCGAUUGGAUCCACCAAUAGCCGGAGGACUUCUGUCAUUCUGAGUACCAAUGGUUCCACAUCUGUCACUGCAAUUGACUGGCUUCAUCCGAGUCCCCAACUCCUGGUCAGUUUGAUGGGUAAUCACACACAAUCAGCAAUACCAGUAGGCUACAAGGUUCACACAUUCUACUACGCCUGGUACAACUCACCGGAACCGGGAAAACCGCCCACAAAGGAUCGACACUGGGUGCACUGGAAUCAUCCACGUCUUCCGCAUUGGAUUGGUCGGAUUGCGCAAGGGUUUUCCACCGAACCGCAUAAUCCACCGGACGAUGUCGCAUCUUCAUAUUUGCCUAAGAUUGGACUGUACGCCUCUGCUGAUCCGGAGGUGAUUCGUGCGCAUCUUCUCAUGCUUCGAUUUGCCGGAAUUGACACACUACUUACCUAUAAAUGCGGCCACUGGCUCUCUCAUAAACGGACUAUGUGGCUGAAACUUCGGUUUCCGUUCUCUGAUCUUCUAUUUGUCCUAUCGUUGACCGGCACGGAGUAUAUCAUUGAGACCAACUCUGAAGCCCAGUUCAUUACCGAGGGAUAG
Molecule: messenger RNA, 612 nt
Organism: Echinostoma caproni
Lineage: Eukaryota; Metazoa; Platyhelminthes; Trematoda; Plagiorchiida; Echinostomatidae
Source: the annotation of a GenBank genome assembly